Trichoderma aggressivum f. europaeum is the source of this 1575-nucleotide messenger RNA. RefSeq lists its product as uncharacterized. The transcript is spliced from 2 exons. Lineage: Eukaryota; Fungi; Ascomycota; Sordariomycetes; Hypocreales; Hypocreaceae. The record is from RefSeq and is a predicted model, not a curated record. The coding region runs from base 1 to 1575 and encodes 524 amino acids.
AUGGCGCCGCUCAAGGACCGCAUCUCCUCCCCCCUCGAGGCCGGCCCCUCCGUUCUCGACACCCACCACAUCGCGCCUCAUCUCGUCCCCGUGCUCGAGUAUACUUCUAGCAGACUGGCCAAGAAGGCCGUUCACUUGACCCUCAUCGUCGUCAAGAGAGACUACCAGCUGCUCAACUCGGUUCCCUCGCCGAUCCCCCAUUCGAUGCCCGGAACCCCUGACUCGCCUCUGCCUACCGGUGGCAGCUCCGGCAGCAGUCGGCUCGGAUUCUCCAGCCCCGUCGUGGCCCUGAAGCAUCUCAUGCGAUCCGCCUCGCAGCAUGUUGUUGGCUCGAGUCCCAGGAGCGUCGUACCGCCCAUCUCGUACCCCAUCGCCGAGCCAUCGCCGAGUCCCAGGUUCCGGUGGCCGCUCUCCCCUACCACGCCCUUGUCGCCACCCCCAAUGACUCCGUCGACGGCAUCGUCAUUGACGACUACCGAUAGCAAUGGGCCGCCAACACCCAAUUACACUGGCCUCCGCUGCUUCCAUUCGGGCGACGUGUCGCCGCGAACAGAGAAGAUUCUGAAGAGCACCCUCAUCAAGGCGGGGAACAAAUUCGGCGUUGGAGAUUCGAAAGAGAGUGUGAAACAGGGGAAGAGAGAGAGAGAAGAGAAGAGAAGAACGUGUAUUGACAAAAGCUUCGUCUCCAGGAGCGGAUGGCUUGUCCCCUUCACAAGCCCCAGCACCCGCGAUCUCACCACCCAGCUCUUCCACAGCUCCGUCGUCCAAAACGAAAUCCUCUUCUCGUCAGACGGCCUCACCCUGCUCACUCUCGACCGCCUCUACGGCAUCAAGAGCGCCCUGUCGAGCUACUCCAAAACAUCCUCGGCCUUGCGCCUCGAAGACGCCGUCGACGAGCUGCGCCGCUACGUCCUGGCCAACAACGGCCGAAAGGUCACCAGGGCGGACCUCCUCCGGUCCUACGACUGGCUCAGCGUCAGCAACACCGCCAUUACCGAGCUCGACCGCAUGUAUCGGCGAGCUUACGGCGGCGCGGACCGUGUCGGCGGCAUCGCCGGCAUGCCCCUGGACCGUCCGCCGAAACCCUUCGUGCUCCAUCUCCCCCCCAAGAAUAAGUUCCUCGACGACUGGGAGGACGGCGCCAUCAGCCCCUCGAGCACGAUCCUCGACGAGGGCAUCGUCAAGGUCGCCAUGACCGCCGUCAAGCUCUCCCGGCCGCCGACGCCUCGCAGGAUCGGCCCCUCGCUGAAGCUGCAGACCGACUUCACGCCCAGACCUGAAGCACCAGAUGAAGAAAAGUCCAUCAUGGUAAAGGCCAACGACUCCGAUGAGGAGGUUCACACGGCGCGGCCCAUUGACCGAUCCACGGCAUCCAUGUGGAACAGCAGGUUUACAAUCGACCAGAUGCUCAGUCCAGCCGCCAACCAGGACUUGCAAGCCCACUCACCCGCCAUAGGGCCCAUGACGCCUCACGCAUACGACGAUAUAUCGCCGGUUACACGUGGGGAAUGGGGUUUCCUCAUGGGCGGCAACGGGCUGAACAUAGGUAAAACUGCUGCGGUGGAAACCUUCUGA